Molecule: messenger RNA, 2891 nt
Organism: Cornus florida
Lineage: Eukaryota; Viridiplantae; Streptophyta; Magnoliopsida; Cornales; Cornaceae
Product: beta-galactosidase
Exons: 18
Coding region: 309-2474 (721 amino acids)
Biological process (GO): carbohydrate metabolic process
Cellular component (GO): vacuole; cell wall
Molecular function (GO): beta-galactosidase activity
Source: RefSeq, a predicted model, not a curated record
CAUUAAACCAAACUCACCAUCCACCCUACACUUACUCUGCAACUCUCUUUCUCUAUCUACCCCCUCCUCUCUCUCUCUAUACAUUAUAUAUACAUAGCAUUACAUACAUAUAUAUAUAUAUAUAUAUAGUAAUAUUACAUAUUUGUUUCUCUCAAAAGAAACAAUAAAGAAGAGCAAGAAAAAGAAGACAAGACACAACUCUGUCAUUCUGUCUCUAUACUUCCUCUGUUCGUUUUCUCUGUGUACAGAGAAAAAUUCGAAAAAUUGACAAAAAAGACAAAAAAGCAUACAAUUUGAAUUUGAAAAACAUGUUGAGAAUCAAUAUGUUACUUUUGAUGCUCUUUUUUUCAUUGGUUUGUUCUUCGGUCACAGCCUCUGUGUCUUACGACGACAGAGCCAUUCUCAUCAAUGGAAAAAGAAGGAUUCUCAUUUCUGGCUCCAUUCACUACCCUAGAAGCACUCCUGAGAUGUGGCCUGAUCUUAUACGAAAGGCCAAAGAUGGAGGCUUGGAUGUAAUUCAGACCUAUGUCUUUUGGAAUGGACAUGAACCUUCUCCUGGGAAAUAUUAUUUUGAGGGGAGGUAUGAUUUGGUUCGGUUCAUCAAGGUAGUACAGCAAGCAGGCCUCUAUGUUCAUCUCCGGAUUGGUCCCUAUGUCUGUGCUGAAUGGAACUUUGGAGGAUUUCCUGUUUGGCUUAAAUAUGUUCCGGGUAUUUCUUUCCGAACAGAUAAUGAGCCUUUCAAGAGAGCAAUGCAAGGAUUUACUGCGAAAAUUGUCAGCUUGAUGAAGUCAGAAAAGUUGUUUGAAACUCAAGGAGGACCAAUAAUUAUGUCACAGAUAGAGAAUGAGUAUGGACCAGUGGAGUGGGAAAUUGGUGCUCCUGGCAGAGCUUAUACGCAAUGGGUUGCGAAAAUGGCUGUCGGACUUGACACUGGUGUCCCAUGGAUUAUGUGCAAACAAGAGGAUGCCCCUGAUCCAAUUAUUGACACUUGCAAUGGUUUCUACUGUGAAGGCUUCAAACCAAACAAAGACUAUAAACCCAAAAUGUUUACCGAAAACUGGACUGGCUGGUACACCGCGUUUGGUGGUCCAGUUCCUUACAGGCCAGUAGAAGACCUGGCAUAUUCAGUUGCAAGGUUUAUACAGAAUAAUGGUUCAUUCAUGAAUUAUUAUAUGUACCAUGGAGGAACAAAUUUUGGUAGGACUGCUGGUGGUCUCUUCAUUGCUACUAGCUACGAUUAUGAUGCUCCAAUUGAUGAAUAUGGAUUACUGAGGGAACCGAAGUGGUCACAUCUCAGAGAUCUGCAUAAAGCCAUCAAGCUAUGUGAACCGGCUUUAGUUUCGACAUAUCCAGCAGUGACCUAUUACAGCAAGAAUCUGGAGGCUCAUGUGUACGAGUCAAAGUCCGGUUGUGCUGCCUUUCUUGCAAACUAUGACCCAUCAACUUCAGCGAAGGUGACCUUUCGAAAUAUGCAAUAUGACCUGCCUCCUUGGUCUGUCAGCAUCCUCCCUGACUGCAAGAAUGUAGUUUUCAACACUGCCAGGGUUAGCAGCAAUGGCUGGCAUAUGAAGAUGACACCUGUGGGGUCAUUCUCUUGGCAGUCGUAUAAUGAAGAAACUGUCUCUGCUGAUGACCAAGAUACACUCGCAAUGGAUGGGCUGUGGGAGCAAAUAAAUGUCACUAGAGAUGCUUCGGACUAUUUGUGGUACCUGACCGAUGUGAAUAUACAACCUAAUGAAGGAUUUCUAAAGAAUGGACAGAAUCCUACUCUGACUGUUAUGUCAGCAGGGCACGCUUUGCAUGUUUUCAUCAACGGUCAACUAUCAGGAACUGUUUGGGGUGGAUUAGAUAAUCCAAAACUAACAUAUAGUAAUGGAGUGAAUUUAAGAGCUGGUGUUAACAAGAUUUCUUUACUAAGUGUUGCCGUUGGUCUUCCGAAUGUCGGCGUGCAUUUUGAGACAUUUAAUGCUGGGGUUCUUGGCCCAGUCACCUUAAAGGGUCUCGAUGAGGGGACAAGAGAUUUGACAAAGCAACAAUGGUCCUAUAAGGUUGGACUGAAAGGCGAAGAUUUAAGUCUUCACACAGUCAGUGGAAGUUCCUCUGUUGAGUGGGUACAGGGAUCAAUGGUGGUUCAAAAGCAGCCCCUGACAUGGUACAAGACUACUUUCAAUGCACCAGCAGGAAAUGAACCAUUAGCUUUAGAUAUGAAUAGCAUGGGAAAAGGUCUAGUAUGGAUAAAUGGUGAAAACAUCGGACGCCACUGGGCUGGAUAUAAAGCACAUGGUAACUGCGGUAACUGUAACUAUGCUGGAAUUUUCACUGAGAAGAAAUGCCUUAGCAACUGUGGACAGGCCUCUCAAAGAUGGUACCAUGUUCCACGUUCUUGGAUCAACCCAACUGGAAAUUUGUUGGUUGUGUUUGAAGAAUGGGGUGGUGAUCCGACUGGGAUGUCUUUGGUCAAAAGAACUCCUUGAUAGAAUCUGUCUGCUACUAUCGAUUAUAUGGCUUUAUACUUCUUAGUCUUUUAGAUGAUUCGAAAGCUUAGUCAUCCAAGGUUGCAAAGCUAUUUUGUUGGUUCGAUUAGGGGUUCAACUGUAGUCAUAUUACGAAUACCUAUGGCCAACUAUAGAAUAUGAUUGAUCUUAUAAGUUUCAUCAUGUAUAUAAAAAAGCUUCCACCUAGCAGUGAAGUACCCAAUGCUAUGUAAAAGUUGAAGGGGCUUCCAACUAUAUGCGAAGGCUUCAGUUUAUUGAAGUUCAUAGGGUAAAGCAUUAAGCUUGCGGGAGAAUAAGUCUUCUUAUGUAGCUGUCUUAGUAGCAGAAGCAGUUGCAUAGCUUUCUUUGUAAGAAAUAUUAAUAAAGUUGCCUUACAGAGAGCAUUUGGAUUGCCUA